Molecule: messenger RNA, 2103 nt
Organism: Penicillium salamii
Lineage: Eukaryota; Fungi; Ascomycota; Eurotiomycetes; Eurotiales; Aspergillaceae
Source: the annotation of a GenBank genome assembly
AUGUCGAUUUCGCGCAGUGUGAUGCCUUCAUAUCAGCCAUUUCAAUGUCUUGUUUGUCAAAGUCGGUUUACUCGCCAUGAGAACCUCAAGCGUCAUUCAGCCCUACAUUCCCGUUCUCAGGCUGAGGCACCGCUCCCCUGUGACUUUUGCCACGCCACUUUUUCCCGUUCAGACCUGCGAAACAGGCACAUGAAAAGGAAGCACCCGGAGCAGGAGCAGCACCGAGUCUCAAAAAGAGUACAUCGGUCAGCGCCUACCCAACCUCGGGCUCACCCUUCUUCAUCACCGGCGGCUGUGUCGCCGGCUGGAAGCCAGGAAGCCACACCUUCUCCAAAUACAGCACAUUCGAGCCCAGAACAGGGAAUUGGAUCUGAGACUACAGCGUGGAACUCGGCGAUACAGUACCAACAGCGGCAUUUCGAUCGGGCUCACCUCGGAGAAACUUCCGCUCUUGCGUCAGACACAUCCCAAAAUCCCAACCCCACAAAGACUCAGCUCACAGCAGGCCAAUUACAACAAAGAGGUCUUAACGAGACUAGCUUAAUUGAUCAAAUUGUUCAAGAUGCAACUGAUAUGGAGCGCAAUUUGCUUAUGGGUACCUCAUUCCUGAAACCUACCGAUCACCCGGAACCGCAACUACCCUUGAUUACCACACCAGACGAUACCCUUGACGCCAAUUUGAGCGCAUUCAACUUCAACCAGCCUAUUCUAGAUCGUCUUUCGCCAAAUGACAUACCCCAGCUCCAGGACGAUUGGUCGCCGACUGCCCUUCAAAUAUCAAGAGGCUGCGAUCUAUUCUUUUCACGAGUCUCACACUUCCUGCCGUUUCUCCAUGCCCCUACCUUCGAUCCCACACAAAGUCCGCCUCAUUUGGUUCUAAGUCUGUUAGCUCUUGCUUAUCACCAUGGUGAGGACCCAGAAUGUGGUGAGCAAGAAGGCUCUGGGGAGAGCUUUUCCAUACGUUGCUUUCACCAAGCCCGGGCCUUACUUGCCUCGGAUGAGGGAAGACCAGAUGCUACAACAAUGAUACCUACUUUGGUUCAAUCAUAUCUGCUUCUCCAAAUAUGUGCGAUGAUGUACCUCUGCGGCGAGAACUCAUCCUCGGGAUUAAAAAUGCAUUCGCAUAUGAUUUCUCUCGCACGCACAGGACGCAUGACACAACCGCUCCCGGUUGAGUCUGGCGCCACAGCAGACUUGGAGUCUCUGUGGCGAGAGUUCAUCAAGGCGGAGUCCUACAAACGAACGCUGUUUGCAGUCCACCAGAUUGAUGCACUGUGGUAUCAGUUCCUAUCUAUUCCUCGGUCCAUCUCACAUCUCGAGAUCAAGCACAAAUUACCUUGCCCUCAAGACCAGUGGGAAUCAUCUUCAUCGGCCGAAUGGGCUCAUCGACAACUUAUUGCCAGAAGCUCUGGGGCUUCUAUUAAAUACACAGAUGCAGUUCGAUGCUUCCUCUCCUCGGACGCAGAUAUUACUACAAUAUCUCCCUUCGAUCCAUAUGGUGCUAUAAACAUCGCCCAGUUCCUGAUUUCAAGCGCCCGUGAGAUCUCAGGCUGGUCUACCAUGACUGGAAUGUUAAGCAUGGAGAGAUUCGGAGCACUGAGAUCAUCUCUCGUCGCCCUCGGUCCCUAUAUUUUCCCGGACACACACGGCUCGCAAAUGAGCCCCGCAGCAUCCUGCGCGGCAACUUGGCAAACUGCCAUGCUCGAGUUACAAAUGUGGUCACCGUCCCAUACUGGUGGUAUCGUUGAAGGCAGCAUUGAUGCUGUGCUGAGUCAAUCAACAUUUCUAGGCACGUCAGAGUAUCUGUGUGAGCCCAGUACUGCCAAAGCUAUACUACCGCAUGUCAACUGGUUUCUGCGGUACCUUGAAGAGACAUUGGUUCCGGAUUCUGAGGCACCGUGGGUUACCUUGUAUGCGUAUAAAGCAUUUUUGAUUGCCUGGCAACUUAUCAAUGGUGGCGCUGCGGGUGCGAUGGAGGCCGUUGGGAUCCAGGAUGGUGACGUGGAGGGAGCUAUGCGGUGGGCGAGGAAAGUUUUCCAAAGGCGACAGAAGAAACAACUUGGAAAGCUGAUUCUGUCUUGUCUGGAUGAGUUGUGCAAAUGA